CUGGCUGUCACAACAGUCUGUCAUUUCUUUUUUAACUAUCUUAUCUCGGCCGGACUUUUCUUGAAAUUAACUUUAUAUUUUGUAUUGUUAUUAUAAUUAAAAAGCCAUUGUAUAAAAAAACAAUUAACAUAUCCAAAAAUAAAUGUGAACUAGUAAACGUGAUAAAUAAAAUAGUGUUAAACCAUAAUAGAGAAACGCCAAAAUUGUGUAUUACCGAACAAUACUGUGUCAUCGUCCGUCAUCGUUAAAAGUCAAAGAGGAAGACUCUCAAAUCUCUUUAAAUUAAAAUUAAUAUUAAUUAGUAUGUUCUAAAUAAAAAUAUAAAAUACCAUUUAAUUUUAAAUUUAAAAUGUAUGAGAAAUGACCGCAAGAGAAACAGAAUUAAAGCCAUUUGAUGGAAAUCCCAAUAUAAAUAAAAUUAAAUACGGCGAUGCUGAUCUUUGUUCAAAACGACGAAAACUUCAUAAAAUUAACGAGCAAGAAGAAGAAGAUGAUGAAGACGAGGAAAAUUUAAAUACUUCAAUUUGCCCUGAUGAUGAAACUUACUUGAAGUUUGAAAGAAACGUAAAUAAAAAUUGUUUUCAAAGUUCAUUUGUUGAUAUUGAAGAGGAUUCAUAUAGUAAACCUAAACGUAAUUAUACUUCAUAUACAUUAACAUCCCAAAAUUUGGAGUCAAGUGCCAAAAACAACCUCAUAAUAACCGAUAAGCCAUCAGUAUCUAGUAAAGGCUUCGAAAAUACUUUCAAGUUACUACAGAAUCAAGUAAAAACGAAUACUCAAAAAACAAUUGACUUAAUCAAAACAAUAAGUCCGGAUAAUGAAUUUCCAUCAACAUCAGGAUCAAACAUGUGCGUUGUAAGAGAGGAGGAACCAACAUGCUUCGAACUUGAAUUGGAAGCCAUGCAACGGAUUCAAGUUUACGUUAAUGAUUUAGAACACGUAAAGCAUGUAGAAAAAAGAAAGAGUGGAUUCUUAUCAACGCCAUUAUUGGAGUUACUUUACAAUUUUGUUUCUAGGGGGCUUUCACAAGAUUUUCUUAAUGACACUGAACAUUCAUUUGAAGCAAACACAGCAUAUAAUGAUACUGAGUACAAUUCAAACUUAAUGUAUCAUGUGGGGAAAAAUUCUAAAGGUGCAAAAUGUUUGAAAAUUGUGCGCAAUUUACUUAAACACGAUCAAGUUCUAUGUGGUAAUCGAGUAAGCCAAAUGACGAGAGCAUAUGAUGAUAUAGAGGCCGUCACUCGCCUUCUCGAAGAGAAGGAGAAAGACUUGGAGCUGACGGUGCAAAUUGGUAAAGAGCUAUUAACACAAAAUAAUUUACUAGAGAAUAGAUUAGCAGAAUUAGAAGCCGAUUUAAAAUCAGCAAAUGAGGAUCGCGCUCAACUUGUACAUGAGUUGCAGAAGAAAAAUGAACUUAUUUCUGUCCUCACAAAUGACGGAGAAGAUACUAGUGAUAAUGAUACACCAACAUAUUCUAAAUCAAUUACAUUAGAUUUAUUACAAAAGAAAAUUGUAACAUUACAAGAUGAAAAUAAAUCUCUCAAAAUAGAGGCAUCCCAAUUAGCUUGUCAAACGGAUGAGGUGGAGGCACACGAACGACAACUAAUGGACGAUAUAUCGUCGCAACUAAAUGAUGCAAACAAACAAUUUGAAGGUCUUAGUUUAGAAUUAGAACGUCAGCGGGAAGAGAAUCGUCUCCAGCAUGAACAAAUUGUAAGUUUAACUGCACGUUUAUCCGAAGCUGAAAUGAGGCUACAUCAGCUAACCCACGACAACGAUGAACAUAUUACAUUAUUGAACAUCACAAAAGAAAAUCAAAAUUCGCUGGCAUUAGAGUUAGUAGAAUUUAAACAACGAUACCAAGAAGUAUUGGCUCUAUUGCAGGAAACCCAAGAACAACUACGGAAACAACGUAAGAAGACGCUUCCUCAAGCACGUAGUUCAUUUAUGUCUACUCUUGGCGGUUUGCAGCCAGACUCACUACAAUCUGAAUUAAUGGAAUCUUCACUAUACUCUGAGAACAGUAUCGACUCUGGCAUUUCGGGUGAUAAUCAACGUAUCAACGAUCGAAUAGGACGAUUGAUGUCACAACUUCCAGGCGUUAGUAACUGCGGCAACAGUUCCAUGAAUUCUAGUGGUAUUUGCGCUUUUAGUGGAGGAUCUUUACCUCCUUAUAAACGAGUGUUCGAUACAGUGCGAUGUGCAACGAAAAGCGGUAAUUUCGCUGACAGUGAAAUUACAUCCAUGACUCACCUUGGCGCCAUGUCGAUGAGUAGUGCAUCUGGACCGCGCAUGUCUGCGAUGCCAUUCGUGGGCGGUGUAAAUCAAAAUAAUACUUCAUUUUGUCGUGAUGGUGGCAUGUCUUUGGGUAUGGGUGUAAGAACAUUAUCGUGCGAAAGCAUAAAUUCUCAGUCAGAUGACUGUUAUCCAACCCAACCGUCGGGUGUACCAGGGGCUCCAGGUGCAAAAGAACUUGAAGCUGCUUUAAAAAGACUUACACCAGCAGAAGUUCUGGCAAGAAGAGCUAUGUUAUCUUACGCCCCAGCUGGAACUUAUUCGUAUGAUGAUCAACAACCCCCAGCUACCCUUCCACUGGGAGUACGAACACCUGAUAGCAUUAUGUCGACCGGAUCAUCCGGAAUUUCGUCAUCGACUAACAUGUCAUCAUCGAUGCAUCAAUGGCGUCUUCCUGAGAAAUUACAAAUUGUCAAACCGAUAGAAGGUUCUCAGACAUUGCACCAUUGGACGCGUCUUGCUACACCUACUCUAAGUGGUCUGUUAGAAGAACGACCUGGAGUUACAAUAAGGGGUGGUCGGGGUCUUGAUGAUUUAGGUAUGCAAGUUUACACACUCUCAGAUGUAGAAGAAGAUGUCAGUGAUGAAUUGCCUGGUAAACAAUUUGAAUUUUCCGGUUGUACUUAUACCUAUACCACCAGCACUGUCAUGCACCCAGAUGACGGCCUAAUAACCGAUUUAUCUUUCCUCUCGCAAUCCCAGAUGUCCUCUCGAAUGGCAUCAACGUCGACGUCACGUCAACCAAGCUGCCCUCCAACACCUCGAGCUGGUUUAUCGCGCAAAAAUUCGUGUUCCACAUUUUCUGUUAACCUGGGCUUAGCGUCCAUGUUGAACGAACGAGGUAUUAAAGCUGUGACUCCAAGCGCCUUAAAUACACCAGCAGGUCCUAACUUUUCACCCACUGUCACUCCGUGCAACAGUCCAGAGGGAUCACCUACGCGUUCAAUGUCGCCAGAACCAUUAUUCGGUUUACUUUCUUCUGGAGCUGAUUUAAUUAGACGAAAACUUGUUGGUGGUGAUAUUGAAAGACCAAAUCGAAAUCAACAACACCAGAAACAGCAGAAAAUAAUGCUAACACGUCUUGAACGACGUGCCCUAAGAUCAUUGCGGCUGGUGGAAAAAGUCGAAAGUAUUGGCCUAGAAAACAUUAUUACCACACAACCAAAUGCAAUGUCACAGCUCGCAAGUGGUAUUGCUAAUCGCAGCGCCAGUCCAAUGGCUCAAUUAACAAGCCUCAAAAAUAUUCACACGAAUUCUAAUAAUGUUGUAAGUGACUUACACUUUGAUCGCAACCAGAUAAAAGACGUACUUCAGAAAGGACUUAAUCCUAAGGAGCUACAAAAUCCAACAUCAUCUAAAACAUCAGCUGCUGUAGUAUCAAGAACAUCGGAUGAAUGCGAAAACAAGAAAAUAAGCCAUACUGAUACUAAGCAGCACCAAAAGAUGCACAAACUAGAAGAUGGCGCACAAAGCAAAGCUGGAAGCACAAUAUCUGAUUUGGAAAAUUCUAGUGUUCGAGUUAAGCAAAUGUUGCGACAAAAAUCACGUCGAAACUUGAAAAAUGGCCAAAGACCUGAUUUAGGUACCAUUGGAGGUCGAGUGCGCACAGAUUUAGGUCGAGUUUCACCAAAGCAAAACGACCAACCGUCAAGCACUCACAAUAAGUCAUCUGCUGUAGCACCUGGAAGCAGUUCCAAAAACAUCUCUACAAACGGUAAAGACCAUGAUACCAAAGAACAACAGCAACAAAGCAUUACGCAAUCGUUCGUCGGAACUGUAAGCUCGUUACUGUUUGGUCGGAAGGGUGGUUGGCUGUAAACUAACUAUAUGGUUUAGACUCAAAACUGUGUCUUUUUCUGGUGAUAGUACUGAUAUUUCUCACCUUGGAAGCAAAACAUAAACCCUUUUUAGAUAACCAAUUUCAUAAACUAUUUUAAACAACACUACGCAAUAUAUUCAUUCUAUCCAGCAACUGUAGUGCACUUAAUUCCGGUGCAUUUAUUCAUAUAAGCAUUUUCUUUGUUUGCAAUAAUAAUAUAAACAUUCGUAUGGAGCAAGACUUGAACGUUUGAAGGUCAACAUUUUCUUAUAUAUAAAAGCUGAAAGAACUUCUUCAAGAAUCGUAAUAUCUGCAAUAUAUUAAAAAGUAUUUGAAAAUUGUUUUUUUAAAUAAGAGAUGACCAUGUCAAGUGCUUCAUUCAAAAUCGUAGUCUUACAAUGCUGCCUAAAUGCAAUCAAAAACAAUAUUACUUCUUACAUACCUAUACAAUACAUAUUAAAUGUAUGUAUGUAUAUGAUAUAUAUUAUUUUUAAUUAAUUCUUUCAAUUGAAUUAUGUACAUUGCAAUGUGUAUUUUAAUUUGUUUGAUCAAUGGCGGCCGGAAUGAAUGUUUAUGCGGGGAUGAUCAGAACAUUUUUUAUUUCCUUAUAACAAAAUGUAUAUUUUUCUUUUGUUUUUAAUAUUAAAAAUAUAAAACAAUGGAUGUUUGCUCUAAUGUAUUAUACGAUAUCAAUGUAUCUUUAAAUGAGUUAGUACCAGCGUAAGUGGCUUUAAAAGCGAUAGAAAAUAAUCCCAUUUUUAUAAAAGAGUGGUGCUGAAAUUCUCUUCAAUAAGGAUUUUCUCAUCUGUAAAAGCCUUUAAUCGAGAAACAAUAUACAACAUAUUUAUACACAUGUAGCAUUAUACUUUGCUUGUAACUAUUUUUUAUUUAUUUUUUGUUUAGUUUUAAAUUUUGACCUUAUAGGCGCCAUUAGACAAUAUAACAUAUCUGACGAUAUUCUUCUCGAUAAAUAUUUUAUUAUGGCUUAAAAACAAAUAUUUAUAGAAAAUAAAAAUAUAUGUAUAUAUUUUAUUUGCUUGGCGACAUACAUAUAUUGUAGCGUCGUUAAUAAACGUUCAGAUAGUUAAUCGUCAAGCAUAUCGCCUGAAAUAUGUAUGUAUAUAAUGGCUCCUUACUGUGCUAUUUUUAAUUUUACUUCUAGUCUUCAGUUAUAUUGUGCUUAUAAUUUGGCUUUGUUACUGUAUUUUUAUUUUAAGUAUGAACAUUAAAAAACACACUAUAAACACUAAAUAUUUUAAAUGAAUUUAUUUAAACAAAAAAAAUUAUUCUGACCUAUUAUUAGAUUUCAGUCAAGUAUUUUUAAUGAAAAUCGCUUUAACGAAGUUAUCUGUAUCAUUCCUUAUCAUAAAGGCAAUCGUAUAAUUUAAAAGAUUUAAGAGUUUGGUAAGCAUUUUAUGGUUAGGAAUGUGUACAAUAUUUCAUAAUUAUAUAUUACACCUAGAUAAGCAUUAUAUGGGUCUCGUUAAAAGUACUUUCAAGAGGGGUUUCUCAUCUGUAAAAAAAGUCUUGUGUUAAAAUUUAAAUUUUGUGCAUAUCGUUGCAAAAGCCUGAUUUGUAGCGAAAUUUUUAUAAAAGCUAAAACGAAUGAGCGUCUGUUACACUAACACAAUUACACAGUAUAAAAGUAAGAAUUCUUAUUCUAAUAAAGAAAUCACAUCAUUACUUUUACUGGUGGGAACACCCUAAAAAAGUAUAGUAUAGUUUUUAAUACAUACUUAGAGUGAUAAAAACAUUCAGAAUAAAAAAAAACAAAUACUUAUAAAACAUCAGAAUGACAUUUUUUUUGUAAAUUAAAAACAAUACAAUAUUAUAGUUAAAUUCUAUUCAAUUUAAAUUAGUUCAACUAUUGUUCUUUUUUUUCUUUAUUUUUUUUAUAAUAUUUUCAUCUUGCUUUUAGACAUGAGUAAAAAAUGUAAAAAUUAGUAAAUAAUUCUCAUUGAGUAAAAAGUAUUACUCAAUAAGAUGUUAAAAUAUAAUAUUAAUUUUUAUGCAAUAAAAAUAUUGUUAAACCUAA
Lucilia cuprina (Australian sheep blowfly) is the source of this 6149-nucleotide messenger RNA. RefSeq names its product trafficking kinesin-binding protein milt (gene milt). The record is from RefSeq and is a predicted model, not a curated record. The transcript has 6 exons. The coding region runs from base 361 to 4113 and encodes 1250 amino acids. Lineage: Eukaryota; Metazoa; Arthropoda; Insecta; Diptera; Calliphoridae.